AUGGAUUCAACGCAAACACCACCCCGGCUCUUAUUCCGAAAGAACGGACGGCCGCAGGCAUGUGAGCCGUGCCGGAAACGCAAAGUCGCCUGCGAUCACGCACAACCCAUAUGCAAUAGAUGCAGAAAGUCGAAGCGUCCCGGUGAGGUGUGCGAGUACAUCCUCGGCGACGGUCCAGCGGCCUCAAGAGAAGCUCCGAGACAGACUCGGCUCGGGGAGCAACGGCGUGCUUCAAGGGCGCCGUCCUUUCCCCUGACUUCGACAUAUCAGUCUACAGCAACAACCGCAUCUCAACCCGGUCCGGCGCCCGCGGCGAUUUCGCGGACGGCGUCAACGGCUACGGCCACAACAUCGCCCGCGACAUCCACGACCAGGCACCGCCCCUCCAUCCCCGCAAGCCUCCCUACCAGCCCGGACUCGGUCAGCACGGGAGCCACCCCGGCAGUCACACCAGCAGUCCUCGGCAUCGGCUACCUCGGCUUUACCUCCUUCUGCGGUAUCUACGAAGAGACCCGGUCCAGCUUGAAGCAGCUCCAGCCGUGCGGCGCGGCCCCCAUCGGCGAGAUCGGGAGCGCCGCCUACUAUGGGCUCGAAUGCUCCCCGCCCCUGACGAGCCAGGCGCUGGAGACGUGCCUGACUAUUUUCCGCCACAUCCCGGAUCGCGAGACGGGGCUUAAGCUGUUUGAGAGCCAUAAGAACCCGAGCGACGGGUGGAUCCGCGUGGCUGCAAAACGCAUGAUUGUAUCGCUGUACGACACGUUUCCGCAGUACUUUGAGGCCUCCUCCUCCUCCUCCUCCUCCGAACAUGGACGCCCAGAUGAUGCUCAGCUCACCGCGCUCGCCCGCACCGUCUGCGGAAAUACUGCAAAGCGCGUGUCUGAGGAGGAGUCUGACCCGGCCAAGUGGCUGGCGCAGUUCACCGGCACCAACUUGCGGUGGGAGUCACUGGGAGUGAUGUUUGCAUACUGGGAGCUGGCGGCUCGUUAUCUCGGGCCGUACCGGCCGGACGUCGGUUCCCGGUUCCAGUGUGUGGAAGAGGGAACAAAGUUGGUAAUGCAGUAUAGAUACUGCCUCGGCGCUUGUAUAGAGUUGACCAAGGCUGCUGGUAGCGGAGGGAACACGCUGCUCCUUUUCAUGUGUUCGAAGCGAACCAUUAUCGAGUCGCUCUUCUCGGGCGAUGCUAGCUUCGCCUGUUGGCAGCUCCACGCAGAAACAGUAGCCCUUUCCACGUUCCUAGGCUUCCAUGACGAGGUCGCGGCGGCGCCGGGAGCAGCCUACAAGCCGACCAUCUGCUCCGAGAUCAAGCGCAAGCUCUUCUGCUACAUCUUUUACGUGGACAAGGUCCUAGCCUCGUUCGCCGGCCGACCGCCCCUCAUCAGCCGCCGAUACGCGCGCACGCCGCCGCCCCUGGACCUGAAGGACGACCACCUCCUCUCCGACGAGGCCUCGCUGGCGCGCCACGUGGCUGCGCUCGACGCGAACGGGUGGAACACCGAAGGUGGGCUCUACUCGACCACCAUCGUCCGGGCCCGGGUGAUGCUGGCCCAUAUCCGAGACGAAUUAUUCGAGAUUGCGCUCGGCCAGGGUUCCGUGACGCUGGUGGAAACGUUGUUAGAAAUCAAAGAACGACAACUCCGGACCGUUGCUGGGUUCCCUGAGAUUAUGACUUUCAAAGAAGAGGACAUCCAAAACAGGAACCUCGAGGUUUCGUUGCUGUACACUCGACUUAUCAUAAAGCUGGAGCACCUCCAAAACAUGUUCUUCAUCGAACGGCUGCUUGCAAAAAGAGGCCACGACGACGGCGCCUUACUUUCCGUGAGCUUUGAGAUGGUUUCCAAAACCCUCAUGUUCUGGACCAAUAUGGACCGCCUGUCUUGCAUGAACGGAGACUUUGAAUGGCUUGUGAUGGCCUACGCGGCCCCGGGAGGCGGCAUCCUCUGCCUCGAGCUCCUGAAGCCCACGCUCCACGGCGGCCACCACCCGCAGAACCCAAAAGUGUCGCGGUCGAGCAUCAUCCAGAAGCUGAGCCUACUCGUCGGGUUCCUGGACUGGGUAAGCCCCACGGCGCCCAACGGCGACCUCUGCGCAGACUGCAAGGUCAUCAUCCAGCGCGUCCUCGACCAGGCGCUCAACAGCCCCCCGGCGUCGGCCUCCUCCGCCGAAGACGGCGCGAUGCCCGGGAUGUUGGAUAUCCCAAUGGACUGGGAUUUCUCCACGCAGCUUGAUUUCAACUUUGAUUUGCUUGAUACGUUUGAUUGGUUGCGUCCGGAGAUAUCUUCAAGUCAGCAGUCGUCGUAG
Molecule: messenger RNA, 2298 nt
Organism: Colletotrichum orchidophilum
Lineage: Eukaryota; Fungi; Ascomycota; Sordariomycetes; Glomerellales; Glomerellaceae
Product: fungal specific transcription factor domain-containing protein
Exons: 4
Coding region: 1-2298 (765 amino acids)
Biological process (GO): DNA-templated transcription; regulation of DNA-templated transcription
Cellular component (GO): nucleus
Molecular function (GO): DNA-binding transcription factor activity, RNA polymerase II-specific; zinc ion binding; DNA binding
Source: RefSeq, a predicted model, not a curated record